AAUCAACGUAUUGCUCAACUUCCCCUGAUAAGACCUUCUCCUGCCCAUGGGCUCGGUCAUAUAAACUCUUGAGAGAGAUGACCAGCAUUUCUCAAAAUCUUCACUCAGACGCACAAACGCUUUCUAAGGUGGCCAGACCCAGACAGUGAGCAGCGAUGCCAUCCGAGCUAGAGACCGCCAUGGAGUCCCUCAUCAUGGUAUUCCACCGCUACGCUGGAAAAGAGGGCAAGAGUGGCUCCCUGACCCGCCGUGAACUCCGAACCCUGAUGGAGAACGAGCUCUCUGGGUUUCUCAAGUCUCAAAAGGAUCCGACUACUAUCGACAGAAUUAUGAAGGACUUGGAUGCCAAUGGAGAUGGGGAGGUGAACUUUGAGGAGUUUGUGUCUUUGGUUGUGGGUUUGUCCAUCGCCUGUGAAGCGUGCUACAGGAUGCAGUUAAAGAAGACACAAAGCUGGAAAUGAAGAGGAAAAUGAUCCGUGCAUACAAACUGUAAAAUGUAUCAUGUUGGUCUAUUAAAAUGUCAGAUUUUUUUUUUUACUUAUCCUUUGAGUAUGUUCAUGUGGAGAUCAGUAUCGAAUGAAAACCAUAAAAACUACUUUUGGUUAAAGUACAGUGGGUGUGUAUGACAGGUCUUUGGCCUACAGACAGUUUUCUUUUAGCUUCAACCCCAUCUGUGUUAAAAGCAAACUAUGUUAAUAUUUAUAAUAAAGCUUUAAUAUUAAAAAGUC
Messenger RNA from Carassius auratus (goldfish), 728 nucleotides. RefSeq names its product protein S100-A1-like. The coding region runs from base 156 to 461 and encodes 101 amino acids. Lineage: Eukaryota; Metazoa; Chordata; Actinopteri; Cypriniformes; Cyprinidae. The transcript has 3 exons. Gene Ontology annotation, cellular component: cytoplasm. The record is from RefSeq and is a predicted model, not a curated record. Gene Ontology annotation, molecular function: calcium-dependent protein binding; calcium ion binding.